Sinocyclocheilus grahami is the source of this 1194-nucleotide messenger RNA. RefSeq names its product RNA-binding motif, single-stranded-interacting protein 1-like. The coding region runs from base 241 to 1173 and encodes 310 amino acids. Gene Ontology annotation, molecular function: mRNA binding. The record is from RefSeq and is a predicted model, not a curated record. The transcript is spliced from 11 exons. NCBI's taxonomy places the organism in Eukaryota, Metazoa, Chordata, Actinopteri, Cypriniformes, Cyprinidae. Gene Ontology annotation, cellular component: ribonucleoprotein complex.
CUGGGCAAGCCGACUACAGCGAGCAUCCGUGGGAUAUAUGCUGCUCACCUAUUAUUUCUCCCCCGCAUUAAUUUGGUCUUAAAGAUACGUCAAAGUGAGACUCUAUGACAGCACUGCUCAGUCUCUAUGGUUUAAAGAGCCACAGAUGCAACUUUACCCUCUUGGAUACACGAGAACAUAAGAGAUAGAAACAUUUGGUAGAAAUUUAUUCAUCCAUCGGUGGAUAUUCGGUUGUUAAGGAUGAUUUUUGCAAAUUCUGCCCACACGGUGAGGACGUCACAUAAUCGUAAACAGCCCCCGGUUGGCCCCGCCUCCCACCCGAUGGCUCCGCCCAGUCCUGGAACCAACAGCAGCACCAAUCACAGCAGCUGCAGCAGCAGCACAGCCGGCUGGGAGCAGCUCAGUAAAACUAACCUCUACAUUCGUGGUUUACUGCCAACUACCACUGACCAUGACCUGGUCAAGCUCUGCCAGCCAUAUGGAAAAAUCGUAUCAACCAAGGCCAUCUUAGACAAAACUACAAACAAAUGCAAAGGCUAUGGCUUUGUAGACUUUGACAGCCCUGCUGCUGCUCAGAAAGCAGUCAGCGCUCUGAAGACCAGCGGAGUUCAGGCUCAGAUGGCAAAGCAACAAGAGCAGGACCCCACUAACCUGUACAUAUCUAACCUGCCGCUGACCAUGGAUGAACAGGAGUUAGAGGCCAUGCUGAAGCCCUUCGGACAGGUCGUCUCCACACGCGUCCUGCGGGACACCAACGGCGGCAGCCGAGGGGUCGGAUUUGCAAGGAUGGAGUCGACGGAGAAAUGUGAAGCUGUCAUCUCUCACUUCAACGGGAAAUUUCUCAAAACACCAGCUGGAGUUAUGGCGCCGUCAGAACCCUUGCUGUGCAAGUUUGCAGACGGAGGCCAGAAGAAGCGUCAGAGUCAAAAUAAAUAUGCGCAGAACGGACGAGCCUGGGCCAGAGAUGGGGAGACCAGACUUGCUGGCAUGACACUCACAUACGACCCAACCACAGCUGCUAUGCAAAAUGGAUUCUAUCCGACUGCCUACAGUAUUACAAACAGAAUGAUAACACAGACCCCCAUGUCUCCAUACAUCUCACCUAUGUCCACAUACCAGGUACAGAAUCCAUCCUGGGUCACCCAUCAGCCCUACAUCAUGCAGCAUCCGUAAUGUGUAUAUACUGACUGGUGU